This is a messenger RNA of Cyclopterus lumpus (lumpfish), 1405 nucleotides long. RefSeq lists its product as uncharacterized. The coding region runs from base 340 to 720 and encodes 126 amino acids. The transcript has 4 exons. The record is from RefSeq and is a predicted model, not a curated record. NCBI's taxonomy places the organism in Eukaryota, Metazoa, Chordata, Actinopteri, Perciformes, Cyclopteridae.
GGACCCGUAGACGUCAACAUAUUAGGUAUAUUAUGCCUCACUAGAAAUGUACAUAGUUUGCGAUUAUUACUUGCAUAUGAACGUAAGCAACGUUAGUUUUACAUUAUACUAUGUUUAACACAUAUUUUGAAGGACUUGUUGCAGUAAAGAACGAGUAACAAGGCUAACCAUAUACAUUUCACUCAGUCAAUCAUCAGUGGCAGCCCAUCGUCGAGGCGCCAGAGUCAAACGUCUAAACAAAAAGGUAGCCAACCGCUAGCUCGUUGAUAGAGUUUAAGGAACUGCAAAGGAAAGCUGAAACAUUCAGGGGAAAGGAAGAUCUGUUAUUCACUUCCAACGAUGAAGACCUCCAAACCAGCACAACAGACCUCUGCUCAAGAGGAAUGUGGUGUUUGGCUGGAUACUGUGCAACUAAAAGGAAAAGCUAAACAGAAACGACUUGCCCAUCCCAUCUUUAAAAUGCUGAAUCCUUUUGCUGGAGGCAGCGGAUAUAGUUUGGCUGUGGCACUCAAUUUCACCCAGACCAAAAUGGAGAUGCCAAAGACCAAACAGAGCUCUAUAUCAACCUUUUUUGCACCUCAGGGCAGAGUUCUCAAUAAGAUGUCUUCUUCUAAAGUGCCAAACAUGGAUCCAGUGCAGCCUUCUUCAUCAUCUACCUCGACCACACAUGCCUUAACUGCACCCAACCCUGUAGUAUCGGGGAAAAAAACGAAAACUUGAAAUGUUUGACUUAUAUAAACGCUGAGCCUGGAGUGAAUCCUGAGUGGAAAAGAGACCAUGUGGCUGAGCCUGAAGCAGCACUGUGUCAGGAGCAGGCAGCAGAAGAGCAAAUAGAGGAGAUACAUCCACCAUGUAGUAAGAGGGGCUUCAUUGCAGCCUCCUUAUUGCCAAGUGACAGUCAACCUCUUCCACAGGCGUGGAGUCAGGACCCACUGUUCACUUGGAGCCAGUAUUCUGAAGGUGAAUUUUAUCCGACAAAAAAAACGAAAAAAAACACCUCAGCAAUGGACGUUAGUGACUGCGAGCCAACUUUCUUUAACAGUCUACAAAGUGAGGACGUUUUUGGUAUUGAGAUUAAUGUGGAAGGUGGAACCUCGACUCAAAAAUCCUUUAAGCAUUUUCAUUCUUCUCAAAUGGAUCAAGAGAAAGAAAACAGCAGGUUUUUGUCCUUUAUGUCUCCAAGAAAGCACUCAACUCUCUCUCAUAUUGAACCUCUUUCAGAUUGUAAAUGUACAGAGCCAGAAACUGCAUCACCUCGAAAACACGCUCCAUUGUGCAUGUGGGAAAGGGCAGAUAAAGAGCAGAGCCUUGAGUCACAGUUCAAGUGGACAAAACCGAGCAGCUCUCCCCUAAAAAAAACAGCACCAAAGCUGUCCUGCAGAGAGGACGAUGAGGACAGUCUGGC